Ananas comosus (pineapple) is the source of this 2687-nucleotide messenger RNA. RefSeq lists its product as uncharacterized. Gene Ontology annotation, molecular function: mRNA binding. Gene Ontology annotation, cellular component: cytoplasm. The coding region runs from base 213 to 2501 and encodes 762 amino acids. The record is from RefSeq and is a predicted model, not a curated record. Gene Ontology annotation, biological process: mRNA destabilization. Lineage: Eukaryota; Viridiplantae; Streptophyta; Magnoliopsida; Poales; Bromeliaceae. The transcript is spliced from 7 exons.
CUCUCUCUCUCUUUCUCUUUCCUCUUUCGUUCUCGAAUCCAUUCUCCUUCUAGGGUUAGGGUUUUCGACGCGAUUCUCUCGACCCCAAAGCUGCGUAAAACCCUAGCUAGGGUUUCGGGAAAGGAGGAGCGGAUCUCCUCGUCGUCUCUCAUCGAUCUCCGGCUUGUUUCGGGCCCUCUUUUCCCGACCUUUGGUUGUUCAAAGACUGCAUUAUGCAUCAAGAUACUACCUCUAAAGAGAUUGGCUUUUCCGGUAGUGAAGUUGCACCUGAGGUCAUAUAUGGCCAGGAUCUAUACUAUCCUCCUAAUACUGACUACUAUGGAUAUUACAGUACAGGAGCUGAAGCACCUGGUGCAUGGGAUGACCACCAAAGUGUUUUUGUAUCAGAUGGUCAAGAUCUUCAUUACGUGGGUCCACAGGCUGAAGGCUCACCAUAUGUAUAUUAUGCACCUAAUUAUGGAUAUCCACAGUCUCAUUACAACCCAUACAAUCCUUACAUGCCUAGCUCCGUUGUAGGCCCUGAUGGUUCAAUUAUAGGAAUGCAGCAAUACUUAACUAACCCUGCUUACCAUCAACAAAUUACUUCACCUUCCUAUUUUCCAGUUAUUCCAACUGGCACGGAGUUUGUCCCUCAUGGCACUUCUGAUCAGUCCUUGUACAGUGGUUUCACAUCGGUUCCCAGUAAAGCUGAUGCUGAAGGGAUGAAGAAUUCUGCUCCAUUAGUUUCUGCGACCGCUCCUGUAGAUUCACAGAGGGCUUCUUUACUUAAUCCAACAUUGGAACAUUCCUUUUCUUCUUCCCAGCAGUUUCAACUCCCUUCAAACGGAUCAUUACUUAAUUUGGCACCAAGAAAGCAGUCAGCCACACAACUUGGGAGUCAGCAGGCUACCCAGUUUCUAGCUGGCAAUUCUUCGGGUCCUGUCCAUGCAACAGAGCAAUUUUUCAACAGGAGAAUUCCUUCAUUUGAACCUUCAUCGAAAGUGGAAUUCCCAAUGAACAAUAGCCUUAUGCACUUUGGAUCUAAUUCUCGUAAGUUUAUCCCAAAUGAUAAGAUGAAGCCUGCUGACAGUGCUGGAAGACCACAUUCAUUUAGCACUACAGCAAAUAGGGUCAGAGAUCAGCCAACUUCGUCGAUCACCGUUAAGUCCUAUACGUCUAAACUAACCAUCGCUAAUCCACAAGGAAUCAUUGUCAUAAAAACCGAUCAAUACAACCGAGAUGACUUUCCAGUCGAGUAUCCAUAUGCCAAAUUUUUUAUCAUCAAAUCCUACAGCGAGGACGAUGUUCACAAGAGCAUUAAGUAUAAUGUAUGGUCAAGCACGCCCAAUGGGAACAAGAAACUGGAUGCUGCAUACGAAGAUGCUCAAAGGUUAUCUGCUUUGAAGGGUGUCAACUGCCCCGUCUUUCUGUUCUUCUCCGUUAAUGGCAGUGGGAGAUUCUGCGGUGUUGCCGAGAUGUUGGGUCGUGUGGAUUUCCAAAGGGACAUGGAUUUUUGGCAGCAAGAUAAAUGGAGUGGUAGCUUCUCCGUCAAAUGGCACAUCAUCAAGGAUGUGCCAAACACUAACUUUCGGCAAAUCACACUAGAAAACAAUGAGAAUAAACCCGUAACUCAUAGCAGAGAUACCCAAGAGGUCAUGUACAUUCCGGGCACAACUAUGCUUAAAAUCUUUAAGAGCAGUCUGUUGAGGGAAAGCAUUCUCGAUGACUUCCCAAAGUACGAAGAGCUGGAGAAAAGUAACAAGGAAAGAAGAUUCAGGCUCCUAAGAAGCCAUGACGCCCCUCUCUUCACACCUACUCUUGCUACUCAGCGUGUAGUAACUGCCUCCCCCAAGAAGCAUCCGAGUUCAGAUCACACACUAGAAAUCGAUAUUCCGAACCGGCCUCAAAGCGCAGACGAGAAGCGGCAGGACGGUAAUUUCGACCAAACUCCACAAUCAGAUGAUAAUCAAUCGGCAUCUCAUGCAGGCCGUUCUUCGGGAGAAAACAGGGAACAGCCGAAUGUUACAGCUGAGCGUCUUCCAGAAGCUGAAGAGAAGCAGCAAAAUGCAGCAGCUGUUGAGAAUCCGAAAGCUGAUGGUGUCGAUCAGCUCCGGACGGAAGACGGGGACAAAUCAAAGUCUACUACUGCUGUUCGGCCUUCGAACAAGAACAAAGAGCCUCGAGUGGAUGGAAAGCAAUCAAAUGAUACUGUUGUUAAACUUGCGAAAGAAGAUAAUGCGGUUGAUCAGUCUCGAAAGCCGGAAGGGAAAAAGCGUAAUGGCGUUACCUACCGGCAGGUUAAAGUGCUUAGCCCUCCAAAUAGCAAACCAGUCGAUUUGGGCCCCGACGGCAGAGGAGGUUCUGACCCUGCCCAGGUAGUAGGCAACCUCGCCGGGGAAGUCAGCUCCCUCUCGAUCAGUUCUAGUGUAAGCGAAGAAGCCGACUCGUCGAGCUUUUCGGGUGAUGUCGUAAAGAUCGGCUCGAUGCAUAUUAGGGUUCAGAAGACCGGCGAAUCAACAUGAGAAGUUUCUGUGCGGGGAUCGUUUUAAGUUGAUACUAGAAGAAUCUUCGAAAGGGGGAAAGAGCAAAAGUUUAACAGAAAUGGUGGUAGUGUCCUCUCACAUGGUUCUGAUUAUAGUAUUUGUGAUGGUAUGGGUUCUUUGGAUUCGAAUCGGGCACUCCGUCUAUUCUCGCCGGAUAUUAUUCAU